AUGGUCAAGGUUACCAACAAGACCCUCCACUCCUCGAGGCGCAAGUCUCGCAAGGCACACUUCGGUGCGCCUUCGAGCGUCCGCCGCAACAUCAUGAGCGCUCCCCUGAGCAAGGAGCUCCGUGAGAAGUACAACGUCCGCAGCAUCCCCAUCCGCAAGGACGACGAGGUCCAGAUUGUCCGCGGCAGCAACAAGGACAAGGAGGGCAAGGUCACCUCGGUCUACCGUCUCAAGUACGUGAUCCACGUCGAGCGUGUCACCCGCGAGAAGACCACUGGCGCCUCGGUUCCCCUGGGCAUCCACCCCAGCAACGUCGUCAUCACCAAGCUCAAGCUCGACAAGGACCGUGAGGACAUACUGGCCCGCAUCAAGGCCGGCCGUGUCACCUCGGGCAAGGCCAAGUCCAGCGAGUAAAUCUGGUUUAGCUUGAACCCAACCUCGUUAUGCGGCAAUCAGUCAUGAAACAAAACGAGAGACGACAAAAAAAAAAUUCAAAUAUUAAAAGCGGCGAAAUCGGCUUAUUGGCUUCGGAGUUCUCACUACCCUCG
This is a messenger RNA of Pyricularia oryzae 70-15, 548 nucleotides long. Its product is annotated as 60S ribosomal protein L26. Gene Ontology annotation, biological process: cytoplasmic translation; ribosomal large subunit biogenesis. The transcript has 3 exons. Gene Ontology annotation, cellular component: cytosolic large ribosomal subunit. Gene Ontology annotation, molecular function: structural constituent of ribosome; RNA binding. The coding region runs from base 1 to 414 and encodes 137 amino acids. NCBI's taxonomy places the organism in Eukaryota, Fungi, Ascomycota, Sordariomycetes, Magnaporthales, Pyriculariaceae. The record is from RefSeq and is a predicted model, not a curated record.